Mucor mucedo is the source of this 459-nucleotide messenger RNA. RefSeq lists its product as uncharacterized. Lineage: Eukaryota; Fungi; Mucoromycota; Mucoromycetes; Mucorales; Mucoraceae. Bases 1 to 459 code for a protein of 152 amino acids. The transcript has 2 exons. The record is from RefSeq and is a predicted model, not a curated record.
AUGCCACCUACCCACAAUGCGCAACAUAAGAAUCACCAGGACCAAAUACCCCCUACACCAUGUUGGGGUGGUGCUUUUUACCCUGGCAGUAGAAUCGUAGCAACCGCACCUGGACGAGUAUUGGCUUUAAGGUUAACAUUCCGUGUAGAUGAGGUAACUGUCCAACAGGAUGCCAAUCUAUGGCUACCUAUAGAAUGCAAUAUCUCUAGCGUAGACGUAAACAAGGCAAAGCACUUACAAGAUGCAUUCGGAUCCCGACCAAAUAUAACAACCCACACCAAUUCCAAUGACCAAGAACGUAUCGACUGGCUUCAAACGGCUACGACCAUCCCACCGUCUAGUAACACGCUCUAUAUUCACCCUCCACCAAGCAACGGGUGUGGCACUAGUUUUAGUAAGAAGUUCCUGGAACAAAAGGCGACAAGCCCCAGUCAGAUUGUUGUACUGAAAUCCGAAUGA